AUGGUGGACGACUCAAUCUACUUGGGAGGUGAGUGGCAGUUCAACCACUUUUCAAAACUCACAUCUUUUCGGCCAGAUGCAGCUUUUGCUGAAAUCCAGCGGACUUCUCUCCCUGAGAAGUCACCACUCUCAUCUGAGACCUGCGUCGACCUCUGUGAUGAUUUGGCUCCUGUGGCAAGACAGCUUGCUCCCAAGGAGAAGCUUCCUCUGAGUAGCAGGAGACCUGCUGUGAUGGGGGCUGGGCUCCAGAAUAUGGGAAAUACCUGCUACGUGAACGCUUCCCUGUAGUGCCUGACAUACACACCGCCCCUUUCCAACUACAUGCUGUCCCGGGAGCACUCUCAAACGUGUCAUCGUCACAAGUGCUGCAUGCUCUGUUCCAUGAAAGCUCACAUAACACGGGCCCUCCACUGUCCUGGCCAUGUCAUCCAGCCCUCACAGGCAUUGGCUGCUGGCUUCCAUAGAGGCAAGCAGGAAGAUGACCAUGAAUUUCUCAUGUUCACUGUGGAUGCCAUGAAAAAGGCAUGCCUUCCCGGGCACAAGCAGGUAGAUCAUCACUCUAAGGACACCACCCUCAUCCACCAAAUAUUUGGAGGGUACUGGAGAUCUCAAAUCAAGUGUCUCCACUGCCACGGGAUUUCAGACACCUUUGACCCUUACCUGGACAUCGCCCUGGAUAUUCAGGCAGCUCAGAGUGUCAAGCAAGCUUUGGAACAGUUGGUGAAGCCCGAAGAACUCAAUGGAGAGAAUGCCUAUCAUUGUGGUCUUUGACUCCAGAAGGCGCCUGCCUCCAAGACGUUAACUUUACACACUUCUGCCAAGGUCCUCAUCCUUGUAUUGAAGAGAUUCUCCGAUGUCACAGGCAACAAACUUGCCAAGAAUGUGCAAUAUCCUGAGUGCCUUGACAUGCAUCCAUACAUGUCUCAGCAGAACACAGGACCUCUUGUCUAUGUCCUCUAUGCUGUGCUGGUCCACGCUGGGUGGAGUUGUCACAACGGACAUUACUUCUCUUAUGUCACUCAAGAAGGCCAGUGGUAUAAAAUGGAUGCUGCCAAGGUCACUGCCUCUGGCAUCACUUCUCCCCUGAGUCAAAAGGCCUAUGUCCUCUUUUACAUCCAGAAGAAUGAAUUUGGAAGACCCAGUUACAGUGUGUCCAUAGGCAGGGAACCAAGAGCUUUUUGCGCUGAAGACAAGUGA
Messenger RNA from Pan troglodytes (chimpanzee), 1197 nucleotides. RefSeq names its product ubiquitin carboxyl-terminal hydrolase 17-like protein 6. The record is from RefSeq and is a predicted model, not a curated record. NCBI's taxonomy places the organism in Eukaryota, Metazoa, Chordata, Mammalia, Primates, Hominidae. Gene Ontology annotation, cellular component: nucleus; cytosol. Gene Ontology annotation, molecular function: cysteine-type deubiquitinase activity. Gene Ontology annotation, biological process: regulation of apoptotic process; protein deubiquitination.